Amphibalanus amphitrite is the source of this 1316-nucleotide messenger RNA. RefSeq names its product alpha-aspartyl dipeptidase-like. The record is from RefSeq and is a predicted model, not a curated record. Gene Ontology annotation, molecular function: serine-type peptidase activity. NCBI's taxonomy places the organism in Eukaryota, Metazoa, Arthropoda, Thecostraca, Balanomorpha, Balanidae. Bases 51 to 833 code for a protein of 260 amino acids. Gene Ontology annotation, biological process: proteolysis. The transcript has 2 exons.
CCUCUCUAUCACACUCACAAUGCAAUCUGUCGCUGUAUAUUUUUGAUUGCAUGCAUCACCUUGACCUCCAUGGUCCCUUAAUCACUGAUUUUUUCUGGUCUUUCCUGAGCCUGGUCGCAAUGCGAAAGCUGCUUCUUCUGUCAAGUUCCUCCUACCACGGAGCUGAAGGGUUCCUAGGAUGGUGCGGUGAUCUUCUUACAGAGUUCCUCGGGAAGGAGGUUUCUCGUGUGUUAUUCGUGCCAUAUGCCUUGUUCGACUACAAUGAGUACACUAAGACUGUGCGAGACCGGCUAAAGCAGCUCGGCUAUGAGGUGGAUGGCAUACACGAGCUGGAGAACCCGCUGCAGGCCGUGGAGCAGGCUCAGGCCAUCUUCGUCGGCGGCGGCAACAGCUUCCGGCUACUGAAGACGAUGUACGACCACCGGCUGGUGGACGCCGUCCGCAAGCGUGUGCUGCAGGACGGCAUGCCGUACAUCGGCUCCAGCGCCGGCACCAACCUCUCCACGGUGAGCAUCUGCACCACCAACGACAUGCCGAUCGUGCACCCGCCGACGUUCGAGGCGCUGGCCCUGGUGCCGUUCAACAUCAACCCGCACUACAUCGACCCCGAUCCCAGCAGCACGCACAUGGGCGAGACGCGAGAGAAGCGCAUCAGAGAGUACCACAUGUACGCCGACCGGCCGCCCGUGCUUGGUCUCAGGGAGGGCAGUGCGCUCCUGGUACUCGGGGACAAGGCUGUGCUGAAGGGUCCGACAGGCGCGAAGCUGUUCAAGCCCAAGGAAGAAGCUGAGGUGUUUGAGUCUGGGUCCGAUGUGAGCUUCUUGUUGAAGUGAAUCGAUGUCGAUGUGAUGAGUCGAUUGGUCAUAAAUGAAAUAGGGAUCAUGAUUCAUGAUUGUUCAAUAUGUUCAAGUUCAUAGUAAAUGUCACCUGAUAUUGCUGAAUCAAAGUCGAUUUUUAUUCCAGUCUUGAGUAUUAUCAGAAAAUGGCUGAGUUAACAACAAAUGGUACAAUCGACAUGGUUGGAUGGGCGCCUUGGGUAUGGUAAGCAGUAAGGGUAAUGGUAAAGAUGUGAUUCUGUACUGGGUUGUGCGUUUUCCGAGUCUCAUACAGCCAUGCGCGAAAGUGUCAAACGUGGUUUCGUGAUCGAAUGUCAAGAUUUUGUUUUCAUUCAGGUGCUAUAUAGGUACCGGCCGUUUUUAUGCACGCGAGCACAUAGUUAUUAUUGCUGGCUGUUUCCUUGUUAUCGUUGAAUACGAUCGGCAACAUUACUUACCUACUCACUGUGGAUGCUUAACAAUAAAGGGAUGAUUUGCUGU